Messenger RNA from Xyrauchen texanus (razorback sucker), 3828 nucleotides. Its product is annotated as neutral and basic amino acid transport protein rBAT-like. The transcript is spliced from 10 exons. The record is from RefSeq and is a predicted model, not a curated record. Bases 1722 to 3770 code for a protein of 682 amino acids. Lineage: Eukaryota; Metazoa; Chordata; Actinopteri; Cypriniformes; Catostomidae. Gene Ontology annotation, biological process: amino acid transport; carbohydrate metabolic process.
AGAGGUUAUGUGAAACCAGCUAAUCAAAGUCCAUUUUCAAUCAGUGAACAGAUGGCGCAGGGUGGCUCAAUGGUUGGCACUGUCGCCUCACAGUAAGAAGGGUUUGAAUCCUGGCUCAACUGGGCCUUUCUGUGUGGAGUUUGCAUUUUCACCCCGUGUUUGUGUGGGUUUCCUCAGGGUGCUCCGGUUUCCCCCACAAGUCCAAAACAUGCAGAUUAGGUUAAUUUGAGACUCUAAAAUUGCCCCGUAGGUGUGAGUGAGAGUCCCCCAGCCACUGGUUGCAGCAGGAAGGGCAUCUUGCAUAAAACCUGUGCCAAGUAAAAAAUGUGGAUCACGGAUGGUCUGCUGUGGCGACCUCUAACGGGAGCAGCCGAAAGAAGAUGCAUCAGUGUGAACACACAUUGGAUGUACCAUUUAAGGCUCAAAUAUAUUUUAUAUAAGUAAAUGAGUGCAAUGCUCUCUACACUUAUAUAAAUGCUUAACUAUUAAUGUCACAGAACAAGGCAUAGUAUUUGCAUUUUUGAGAUGCAGUAAGGAAAAGUAAAAAAAUGUUCUGCUGUGUCUGUAACAAAGAAUGAAUUGUGUCAUUCAAGUGGCCAAAACUUUUAGAAACAGAAGAGUUGUGAGUUUAAAUAAAACUUGUCAGCUGAUAAAUGAAAGGCAUGCUUAUAAGACUAAUAUAGGUUUGUCAGCCAUUUUGCCAAACAUAUUUGUUUAUGCAAGUUUGUUCAGGUCCAUAGAACACUGCUCCACUGUGUUCGUGGCUUUUUAAAUAGUGGUGGGGAUUUUGACUCAUUGCUCAUUUUGAUUUAAUUCACGAUUUGUUUACUGAUGUUUUCUGGUGAUUGCAUAUUUUCGUGGUUAGGUAAUGACAAAUGAAUGUCUUAUGAGUGAGUCAUUCCAUCAUUGACUCAUUUGAGUUGUUCACCACCGAAACAAUGCAAGUGAAUUAGAAAGAUUCUGGUGGAGAAGAACAGCACAAAUAACUUGCCAAUUCUUUCUCUGAAACGCAAGUUAUUUGCUGGUAUUAUGAUUAAAGGGAUAAUUCACACAAAAAUAAAAAUUCUCUCAUCAUUUACUCAUUCUCAUGCCAUCCCAGAUUGUAUAUGGAAGCAUAUAAAGGUACCAUAAAAGUAAUCUAGACUCCAGUGGUUAUAUCUAUGUCUUCAGAAACAGUAUGAUAGGUGUGGGUGAGAAACACUUAAGUUAUAUUUAUUUACCAUUAAAAAUUCUCCUUCUGAAAAAUCUAACUAUUUGCUUACAUGACUGUCAGAGAAUAUGCAAUUUCUCUCCGACUUUUCUCUUUUUCCACCCGGUUGUGGUACAAUUCAGAGGAAACAUCAAAUAGGCACUGGUGCUCCUGCCAAUUUUCUACAAAUUCUCCCUAAAUUUCUUCGGUCCAAUGAGACUUUUUUGAUACUGCAGCCAAUGCUAGUUGAUGUUAUGUUGCAGGUACAUCAGGACUCCUCCCACUGAUCUAGGAUAGAAUCUAGUAUAGGCCUAUAGAGUAUAAAUGAUAGCUGCACCAAUGCGUGGAGGUGUGGGCGGUUGUGGGUGUGUGAGGGAUGGAGAGUGAAUUGCCGUUGUGUACUAUGGACUUGUGAAGUCUCUAUUUAACAGGGCUCUGUGUUGGUUCUCACAAGAGUCGUUACUGUCCUCAGGGAUUUAUUGAAGCAGAUAACAUAGGCUACAACAAAACAACUCUGGUCAACAACUGCUAAAUGAGUUCAAUCAAAAUCACAGACAUUGACACAAUGGAGCUGCAAGACGGCGUCCAGAACAAUGCCUUUCAAGAGGAUGAUGAUGAGAAAGAUACAUCUGGUGCAUCAAAUUCUCGAGAGCACGACACCACAAGCAUCUCCGUUAGAGAGAGGCUGGAAGAGAGCGCGUACACUCAAAUCAAACCGUAUGCUGGGAUGCCCAAGGAAGUGUUGAAGUUAUACUCAAGCCAAGCUUGCUACCGGGUACCUCGUGAGAUUUUGUUCUGGCUGGUCAUUGCAUGCACCCUGGCCCUUAUCGCCGUGACCAUUGCGAUCGUGGCAAUGUCACCCCGAUGCCUUAGCUGGUGGCAACUGUCUCCAGUCUAUCAGGUUUACCCGCGAUCAUUCAAGGAUUCAAACGCCGAUGGCGUUGGAGACCUUAAAGGAAUCAAGGAGAAACUGAGUCAUUUCGAGUACUUGAACAUUAAAGCAAUCUGGAUAAGCCCUUUUUACAAGUCUCCUAUGAGGGACUUUGGAUAUGACGUGGAGGACUUCAGGCAAGUUGACCCUCUCUUUGGAACCAUGGAAGACUUUGAAGACCUCUUGGAAAGCAUGCAUGGCAAAGGUCUAAAGCUGAUCAUGGACUACAUCCCUAAUCAUACCAGCGACAAGCACAUCUGGUUUCAACUUAGUCGGAAUGGCACUGAGCCCUACAAAGACUACUAUAUCUGGGUUAACUGCACAAAUGACAAACCUCCUAACAACUGGGUAAGUGUAUUUGGGAAUUCCUCCUGGGAGUAUGACGAAAUGAGAAAACAGUGCUAUUUCCACCAGUUCCUCAAGGAACAGCCAGACCUCAACUACCGUAACCCCCUAGUUAUACAGGAGAUGACGGAUAUAAUCCAUUUCUGGCUGCAGAAGGGGGUGGAUGGGUUCCGCAUGGAUGCUGUGAAACACAUGCUUGAAGCCACACAUUUGAGAAACGAACCCCAGGUUGAUCCAGACCAAGAUCCAUCAGCUGUAGACACAGAGUUUGAGCUGUACCAUGACUACACCUACUCUCAACUCGGGCUACAUGAGAUCCUGACAAACUGGAGGGUAGAGAUGGAUACCUACAGCAGAGAGCCUGGCCGUCACAGGUUCAUGGUAAUGGAGAGUUAUGACUAUGAAGAAAUACAAAAAACCAUGAGGUACUAUGGCACACGAUAUGCCACAGAGAGCGACUUCCCCUUUAACUUCUAUCUGCUAUAUCUUCCUGAAGACUUGUCUGGAAAUAAAGCCAAAGAACUGGUUGAUUUUUGGAUGUCAAACAUGCCAGAGGGAAAAUGGCCAAACUGGGUGGUGGGAAACCACGAUAAGCCACGCAUAGGCUCAAGUGCUGGUACGGAAUAUACAUGUGCUAUAAACAUGCUGUUGUUAACGCUUCCUGGAACUCCCACAACAUACUAUGGAGAAGAGAUUGGCAUGAAGAAUGUAAAUGUAUCUGUCAUUCAGGAUCCUUUUGGAAAGUUCAAUCCAAACAACAGUCGGGACCCACAGCGUACUCCAAUGCAAUGGAGUGAUAAACUCAAUGCUGGCUUUAGUGAAAAUGAAACUGGCACAUGGCUUGACAUCGCUCCAGACUACACAGCUGUCAACGUGGAGGUUCUACAGGCCGAUCCCAAUUCCAUAAUUUCACAAUAUCGUACUCUGAGUUUGCUCAGAGGGGCUGAGCUUGCCCUGAACCGAGGCUGGUUCUGCUACAUCCGGAGUGAUGCUAAUGUAUUCAUUUAUUUGCGUGAGAUGGAUGGAUACAAGAAAGCCUUCUUGGUUGUUCUAAACUUUGGCAAGGAUACUGAGACAGACCUGUCUUCGGUUAGUGAGCUGCCAGAUGUUCUUACUGUGCAUUUAAGUACAAUACCGAUUAGCCAGAAGACUUUCUCCAAAUCCAGAAUUCCAACAUCUAAAGGACAAGGAUUGCUCCUGGAAUAUUCCACCAAUAGCCGAUUCCAUCCUAACCAUGCAUCCGAGUGUUAUGUUUCUGAGAAAGCCUGCUACAUGGAUGUACUAGAUAUUCUGUACAAGUGCUAAAGAUACUUUAAGUUUUUUAUCAGUCAGGUUUCUUUCUUAAAUAAACAUCAUCUAUAAA